Endocarpon pusillum Z07020 is the source of this 999-nucleotide messenger RNA. RefSeq lists its product as uncharacterized. The transcript has a single exon. NCBI's taxonomy places the organism in Eukaryota, Fungi, Ascomycota, Eurotiomycetes, Verrucariales, Verrucariaceae. Bases 1 to 999 code for a protein of 332 amino acids. The record is from RefSeq and is a predicted model, not a curated record.
AUGAGACAACAGAAACACCCGGUUCAAUUAGCAGCCCUUCUUUUCUUUAUUCACCUCACAUCCGUUCUCUCUAGUCCUAUUCCCCAAACCAACAACCCAACAAAUUGCGCUUCCUGUCAUGCAUUCAACCAGUUUCAGUCCACGCAAGACAACGAGGAGCUAUACGACAAUACUGGAAUCUCCAGGAGACAGCCAAGGCUUGCCAGCGUAGACCAAGAACCUAAUCGGAACGUUGCCGGUACCUGGUUUCGUCGCUGGGUAAGCCAGCUUGCAGCAGGAUCGAAUGACAAGCGUAACAUCGAUGAUGGUCGUGCUCGCAUUCAGGCCCGAGGUUGGUCAAGUCAAGAUGGAGACAGUACUACAGAGACGGCAAACGCUGGGCAUGAUUUUAGGUCAAAGCCUCUCAAGAAGCGAACCGACGCCCCUGGUGGGAGUGUCGCUGAGGAUCUGGAAGCCCAUGAUGGUUUGGCAUCAAAGUCUGUCGAGGAGCGUACCGACCCAGCAGGUUGGAGUUUCGAUGAACACAAAGGUGAUGGGGCUGCAGAGACAUCUGGGACGCACUUCUAUCGCAGCGGAAGCUGGCAAAGGCGAUGGAAGGGCCAGAACAUCGCUGGCGCAAAUGCUGAUCCUGCGGGCGCUGACUCUGGGGUAGGCAACACAGAGCAGAAACGAGGGUUAAUCACAGCGGAUGUUGCUCCCACUGAGGAUGAACAAAGUGGUGUGCAGCAGGGCACUUGCGUCACCUGCACAAAACGGACUGUUCCUGAUUGGGACAAUGUGCUUCCCACAGAGGAUACCAAGGGUGGUGCUUGUGCAGACUGUGUGACCAAGCCGUCUCGUUUGGCUUGGACUCAGACGACCUCGCAAAUCCAAGAUGAGCAAGCAAAGCUAAAAAGAGGCUUCAUCACUGUCGAUGUCGCUCCUGCAGACGGUGGGACAGUAGAUGUACAACAGGGUGAUUGUCCCAGUUGCUUGAAGAAACGGAGUGUUGCUGAUUAG